AUGAGCGGAUCAAAAUCCAAUCAGAAUGCUGCUGUAUCAUCGAACAAGAUCAACGUGAGCGGAUCAAAACCAACUCAAAAUGCUGCUGUAUCAUCCAACAAGAUCAACGUGAGCGGAUCAAAAUCGAAUCAAAAUGCUGCUGUAUCAUACAACAUGAUCAAAGUGAGCGAAUCAAAACCAACUCAAAAUGCUGCUGCUGCAUCAUUUAAAUCAACUGCAUCAUCAAAUAUUCCUCAACCACGACAACGUAUGGCACAAAACUAUCUUCUCAUCUGGGUAGAUGCCAGCAUCGAUCAAGCAAACAGGGAUUGCCAGAAUACACUGGCUCAAUUGAAGAAUGCGGUUAACGAUGUCAAGUUAUGCACUGAACCGGAUCAGUGCAUUCAAGCACUCAACAAGAUUGAUAGAGAACAAGUCUUUGUGAUAAUAUCUGGCUCAUUAGGUCAACAUUUGGUUCCUGAAAUUCAUGGAAUACCACAGCUAGAUGCCAUUUACAUAUUUUGUGGCGACAAAUCCAGACAUGAAGGAUGGACUCAAAACUGGACAAAAAUUAAAGGUGUUCACACAAACAUUAAAGAAAUUUGUCAAGCAUUACACUUGGCUGUCAAGCAAUGUGACCAGGACACAAUUGCUGUAAGUUUUCUUACGGUAAAUGAAAUGGCUUCAACUGAUAAUUUAAAUCAGUUGGAGCCGACUUUCAUGUAUACACAACUAUUCAAGGAGAUUCUCCUUGAUAUCGAAUAUGAUGAACAAUCUAUUCAACAGUUUACUGCUUAUUGUCGAAAUAAUAACAGCUUGUCACCAAUCAAUACUAACCGUUUUGAAAAAGAAUACGCUGCUCAAUUAGCUAUUUGGUGGUAUACUUUUCCAUCCAAUAUCUAUUGUAUGCUCAAUUAUGCUCUUCGAACACUGGACGCUGAUGCAAUUAUUACUAUGGGUUUCUUUAUGUGUCAUCUGCAUCAACAAAUUCAACAGUUGUACGAACAACAAGUCAGUAGUUAUGGAAGAAUAUCUUUCUUAGUUUAUCGAGGACAAGGUCUUAUGAAAUCAGAUUUUGAAAAACUUCAGAAAGCAGAAGGUGGCCUUAUGUCAUUUAACAAUUUCUUGUCUACCAGUAAAGAUAAGAAAAUCUCUCUCGAAUUUGCUGAGGAUGCUUCUAAAAAACCGGACAUGGUCGGCAUUUUCUUUGUAAUGUCCAUUGAUCCUUGUACUAAAUCGGCACCAUUUGCCUCCAUCAAAGAGAAAAGUUAUUUUAAGGAAGAAGAAGAAAUUCUCUUCUCAAUGCACACCGUCUUUCGAGUGAAUGCAAUUAAACAAAUAGACAAUGAGAAUCAACUGUAUCAAGUUGAAUUAGAAUUAACAUCGGAUGAUGAUCAACAACUACGAUUACUUACUGAUCGAAUACGAGAAGAAGCUAGUGGUAGUACUGGAUGGCAAAGAUUGGGCAAAUUAUUGCUUAACAUCGGUCAAUUUAAUAAAGCUGAAGAACUUUAUAAUGUAUUACUCGAACAGACAUCUGAUGAUGGAGAAAAAGCUCAUUAUUAUGUUUGUCUAGGAUAUGUCAAAAAUCACCAGGGUGAUUAUGAAAAGGCUAUUUGGUAUUACGAACAAGGACUUGAAACUCAACAAAAAACUCUUCAUUUAAAUCAUCCUGAAUUGGCUACUUCAUACGAUAACAUUGGUUUGGUGUAUGGCAACAUGGGAGAGUAUUCAAAAGCACUUUCAUCUCACGAAAAAGCACUUGAAAUUCGAGAAAAAACUCUUCCUGCAAAUCAUCUUGAUUUGGCUACUUCAUACAACAACAUCGGUAGUGUGUAUGAUAAUAUGGGAGAGAACUCGAAAGCACUUUCAUAUCAUGAAAAAGCACUUGAAAUUGAACAAAAAACUCUUCCUUCAAAUCAUCCUGAUUUAGCUAAUUCCUACAACAACAUCGCUUCCGUGUAUUACAAUAUGAAAGACUACUCGAAAGCACUAUCAUAUUUUGAACAUGCUCUAGACAUAUUACGACGUGCAUUACCUCCAACUCAUCCUAAUAUAAAAAGUGUGAAAAACAGUAUUGAAAUUGUAAAAAAGAAUUUAUAA
Molecule: messenger RNA, 2082 nt
Organism: Adineta steineri
Lineage: Eukaryota; Metazoa; Rotifera; Eurotatoria; Adinetida; Adinetidae
Source: the annotation of a GenBank genome assembly